This is a messenger RNA of Cydia pomonella (codling moth), 4365 nucleotides long. RefSeq lists its product as uncharacterized. Gene Ontology annotation, molecular function: nucleic acid binding. NCBI's taxonomy places the organism in Eukaryota, Metazoa, Arthropoda, Insecta, Lepidoptera, Tortricidae. The transcript has a single exon. The coding region runs from base 1 to 4365 and encodes 1454 amino acids. The record is from RefSeq and is a predicted model, not a curated record.
AUGUUAAGGAAACUGCCAGAUUCGCGAUUGGGGACUCCGUCGGGUGCCGACGUAUCACAGCACGCACCGUCUCUGCAGCCAGGGCGUGCCCCCUCGGUGGGUGGUCAGAAAGGCCACGGAGAUGAACUACCGCCGUCGGGGUUGAAGACGCCGGUAACAGAGGCCACGGUGCGGCCGAAGAGCAACGCCAGCGUAGCCAGCAACACGUCGAAACACUCGAAACUUAGCCAGGCCUCCCUCAAUGCACGACGCUUACGCGCUGAGUACGAAGCGGAACUUGAGGUGGCCAAAUUAAAAGAGAAUCUUAUAAAAAAGAAGCUAGCCCUGGACAUGGCCGACCUUCAAUUACAGGAGGAAGAGAUGGACGAAGCAGCGCCCAGUGUUGCGAGCGGAGAGGUAACGGCGCGCGUGACGCGCUGGCUCGACAACACGUCCGCCGCCGCGCCGUCCCGAGCGCCAGCACCAUCUUUGCCGCGCAUGCCGUCACCCCAGCCGCUGCCGCUGCCGCCGCUACCGAAGAGCCAGCCUCUAUCUGAUAUUGAUCGGCUAGCGGAGGCCAUUAGCAAGCUAGGACAGAAGAGACACGUGCCGCGACAAGUGCACGAGAUACCGACGUACGACGGCAACGCUUCAGACUGGCUUGGUUUCGAAAAGGCCUAUCGCAGUACAAGCGAAAUACACGCAUUUAAACCUUUCGAAAAUAUGGCGCGCCUUCGAGUGGCACUUGUCGGCGAGGCAAAGGCCGCCGUACGAGAUUUGUUGAGAACUGCUACCGAUCCUGAAGAAGUGAUGAAGGCGCUAGAAGACGAAUUUGGACAUCCGACUCGCCUUUUGGAGUGCGCGUUGAAGAAAGUGCGUGAAUUGCCUAAACUUAGCGAGGACGGACGCGAAAUUCGCAAAUUCACAACGACAGUACGAAAUUGCGUCUCAGUUCUAAGAAGUAUACGGGCACAAGGUUAUUUAAACAACCCACAGUUGGUCAAUGAAUUGCUGACUAAAUUAACACCGUAUCAACGAGCGCAAUACGGCGAUUUUGCUAUGAAUAUGGACAUCGACAGCGGCGUCGAUCUAAGAGUUAGCCCAAACCUCAGUAUGUUUGUCGAAUUUCUGAGUCAAAUUACACGCGCGUCAUCGUAUUACGCUCCGAUAAGUGUAAACAUCGCGUCCGCCGACCGCGCCGCCGCGGGCGCAGGGCGCGCAGGACCCCAUGCUGGUCGGCGCGAUAAGGCUGCGGCCCCAGUGCGCGCGGGCGUAGCGACUCAUCGAAUACAUUCUCAAGUGGAAACCAUCGCGACAGUGUCGAAGCCUGAACACAAUGACAAUGAAAUUGCGUGUGUUAAGUGUAAAGCGGACCAUAAGUUAAAUGAGUGUACCGAUUUUAAAAAUAUGCCUAUUGAUGAACGUUGGGACCUUGUCAAACAAAAUAGACUAUGUUUCAAGUGCAUUUUGAAAACACACUCAAGUAGAUACUGUCGUGCAAAGCGGUGUAAUAAGUGUAAUUAUUCUCACCACGACUUAUUACAUAAAGACGUAGAAAAGGUUACGCCGCCCACGGAGGGGCCACAGCCUAACCUGCCGUCAUCGGCGCCGGCGUCUCAAGUGUCGGCCUCAGAGACAUAUGAAACGUUGACGAAUGCUGGUGAGAUAAGUGCGCGUUCAUUAUUAAAAGUGAUACCUGUGACUGUUACAACAAGUGCAGGAGUCGAACAUUGCAUCUAUGUGCUAUUGGAUGACGGAGCGUCAUGCUCAAUUUUGGACGAUCGAUUCGCGAGUGGUGUAGAGGGACCUACAGUGCCGCUGAAGUUACAAAUGGCGCGUGACCGUUUCGCUAAUGACAAUAACUCUCGUAAGAUCAAAGUGAUAGUGCGCGGCCCGAAUGGUGUCAGCCAUGACAUUUCCGUGCGUACGAUGCGGAACCUUAGCUUGCCCACACAAACUGUACCGGCACGCAUUUUCAAAGAAAACGCACACCUGCGGGACCUGGAUUGCGGAGAGAUGAGGGAGGCGAAACCCAUGCUGGUGUUGGGGCAGGACAAUUGGAGUCUCAUCGUCGGCAGGGAGCUCCGUGAAGGUAAAUCCGGUCGUCCGGUCUCAUCGCUUACCUACUUAGGCUGGGUCGUCCAUGGCCCGUUAGGUGCUAGAGUUGGUGAUAGCGAGAUUGAAUCCGCCAAUUGCAUGACCGCGUUUGAUGACAAUAAUGAUUUGCACGAGUUAGUUAAGGCCCAAUUCGAGUUGGAAGCUAUAAGUAUUUCUAAUGUGUUACGUACCAACUCGAAUUCCGAACGAGCUUUACAAAUAUUGAACAAAACAUGUCGUCGCGUGUCAGAUAACGCCCAGCAGUGGGAAGUAGGCUUGUUGUGGGCCCGCGACCAUUUAGAAAUGCCCGAUAACUAUAACUACGCGUUAAAACGACUUGUCGGGAUUGAACGACGAAUGGAUCGUGACCCCAAAUUUGCUGACGAAUACGCGAAGCAAAUAAACAGAUUAUUAGACGCGGGUUACGCGCGGAAAGUUGACAGUAUUAAGGCUAGUCCCGUGUGGUAUUUGCCACAUUUUGGAGUCACGAACCCUAACAAACCCGGCAAGUUUCGACUCGUAUUUGAUUGUGCCGCCACUUAUCAGAGCGUGUCCUUGAAUAACAAUCUACUAAGUGGACCUGACUUAAUGAAUUCUUUGUUAGGAGUUUUGAUUAAAUUCAGAUCGGGUAAAAUAGCUUUCACCGCCGAUAUUGCUGACAUGUUUAUGCGUGUAAAUAUUCGCGAGGCCGAUCAAGGAGCUCAGCUGUUUUUAUGGCGCGGUCAAGACCGAUCUAGUGAACCUGGAAUUUAUGUAAUGAACUCUAUGAUCUUUGGCGCGACCUGCAGUCCCACGUCGGCGAUUUACGUGUUGAAUAAAAACGCUGAGGAGUUCGCAAAUAUGCAUCCUGCGGCGGUGGAAGCUAUUAAAAAUAAACACUACGUUGAUGACUACUUAGAUAGUGUUGACUCGAUAGACACGGCACAACAGUUGAUCGCUGAAGUCACCCACAUUCACCGAGCUGGUGGUUUUGAUAUCAGGGGGUGGGUGACAAAUUCACCUGAAUUGAGUGAAAAGCUGCCAGCUGUAGUGCCGGGUCGUGUUAAACUAGACAAGUCGGAAAAUGAACGCACGUUAGGUAUGAUCUGGUGUCCGUCGAGCGACUGUAUGAAUUUUGAUUUGUCGUUUAAGCGCUUGCCGGCGGAGUUGGUUGAAGGUCAGAUCAAACCUACCAAACGUCAAUUUCUCAAAUUUAUUAUGAGCAUUUUUGACCCACUCGGACUGGUAUACCCAUGCGUGAUACAAUCACGAGUCCAGAUGCAGCGUGUCUGGCAGUCGGGGAUUUCGUGGGACGAAUGCAUCAAAGACCCGGAGGCGGCUGUCUGGUUCGAAUGGCUUAGUAAGUUGAAAGCUCUAUCUGCCGUUGCAGUACCACGCUGGUACGGUCUGCAACGGACAGCAGCGGUAGACCUCCAUGUUUUCGGUGAUGCCAGUGAAAAAGCGUACGCCGCUGUGGGAUUCCUGGUUGGUACUGACAGUGGCGGCAAUAGGGUAUGUACUAUGGUGGGAGGAAAGGCACGCGUGACCCCUGUGAAGGUAGUUUCCAUUCCGCGUUUGGAACUACAGGCCGCCGUGUUAGCAUGUAGACUAGCAGUGACAAUAAAAUCUGAAGUAGAUUUCGCUAUCACAAAUUUGUUCCUCUGGUCUGACUCAAAAACAGUUCUUAUGUGGAUUAAUUCCGACGCACGCGACUAUCAAAGAUACGUUUCGCAUAGACUAGCAGAGAUUGACAAUUUAAGUAAGCGAAGCGACUGGCACUGGGUUCCUUCAGAAUCCAAUCCUGCUGAUGAGGCAACCAGGAUGGACUGGCCUAAUGACAAGGGCAUGUGGCUUUCGGGUCCCCCCUUUCUGUGUAAUCCACAGGUACCAUGGCCGAGCUGGAGUCAUGACGAGACCCCCGCUGAUCCUGAGCGCUUGGAGAGGGCGCACGUGGUAGCUGACGCCACCCCAGAUCAGUUCAUCGAUGUCACACGGUACUCCACAUGGACGCGGGCUGUGCGCGUCACUGCACGCGUGCUUGCAUUUAUACGCAUACGAGAAUAUUUGCCCAACCUUCAGAGACGACAGAAGUGGACAUCGGUAAUGGACCCCGUCAAAGUGGGUGAUGUAGUGGUGUUGUGUGACGGCAAACAGCCGCGUAAUAUGUGGCCCCGUGGCAUAAUAACCAAAGUGUUUCCGGGAAGUGAUGGUCAUGUGCGUGUGGUAGACAUAAGAACGGCCUCUGGGGCGCUGCGUCGUCCUGUUGCUCGGAUAGCCGUGCUACCUACAGACGGUACAUUUGUCGAAUGA